This is a messenger RNA of Scheffersomyces coipomensis, 1404 nucleotides long. RefSeq names its product tRNA 1-methyladenosine methyltransferase subunit. Bases 1 to 1404 code for a protein of 467 amino acids. Gene Ontology annotation, biological process: tRNA methylation. The record is from RefSeq and is a predicted model, not a curated record. The transcript has a single exon. Gene Ontology annotation, cellular component: tRNA (m1A) methyltransferase complex; nucleus. NCBI's taxonomy places the organism in Eukaryota, Fungi, Ascomycota, Pichiomycetes, Serinales, Debaryomycetaceae.
AUGAGUUCAGAUAUUGAAGUUAAACCUGUGAAGAAUGAAAAAGUUAUUUCUUUUAAUCAGCAUGUGUUGAUUCGUUUGCCUUCUGAAGGUGUAAAGAUAGCAUACUUAAAGGAAGAAGGUAUUAUUAAUUUAGGAAAAUUUGGAUCCUUCCAAGCAAGCGGUGUUGUUGGAUAUAACUUCGGUCAAUCGUUCGAAAUCAUUGAAGAUGAGAAUGUGAAUCCAAUUAGCUUCAUCGGAGAAGUUGCCGAUGCCAGUGAAAGAGAAGAUACUCCUGAGUUAAGCAAAGAUGAACUUACCAUGAUGUUUUCCAACAGUGCUGAGAACAAUCAAAAUAUCAUAAACAUAGGAUCCAAAGUACAGCAACUUUCUAAUGCUGAUAUAGAUGAAUUAAAAAAAUCAGGAGCAUCUUCAAACAUUGGUCAACAGAUUAUUGAAAAGAUGAUCUCUGGUCAUGGUGGAUUUGAUAAGAAGACAAUCUUUUCUCAACAAAAGUAUUUGAAAAGAAAGCAGCAAAAGUUCCUUAGACGUUUUACAGUAGAAUAUAUUGGCUCUUCAGAACUUUUAGAGUAUUUCAUUGUGAAAGAUCUUCCAAGGGUUCAUGGUAUAAGUGAAGAAACUCUUGGAUCGAUAUUAUCUUACGGAAAUAUACGACCAGGUGGUAACUAUUUAGUCAUUGAUGAGACUGGUGGGGUUGUAAUAUAUGCAAUGUUGGAAAGAAUGAAAGGUGAAGGUAGCAUGGUUGUGGUUCAUGAAAACGAACAUGUCAAUUUUUCGGCUCUUAAGUAUGCUGAUUAUCCUGAAGAUUUACAGAAUGAGAUGGUUAAAACUAUUAAUUGGUUGCAAUUCCUUGAACCAGAGAAUGAAAAAAUUUUAUGGGAAGAUGUUGAUGAUGAAGAAUUUGCCAAUAUGAAGACUUCCAAAAAGGCUCAGUAUGAACGUCGUUCUAAAAGAGCAAACUAUAUAAACUCUGUUAUUGAAGUUGCAAAGAAGGGAAAUUUUGAUGCCUUAAUCUGUGUCAGCACAUUGCAUCUUCCAACAUUGUUGCCUGAGAUUCUUCCAAAGAUAGGUGGAUCUAGACCUAUCGUAGUAUACAGUCAAUUUAAAGAGCUUUUAUUAGAUACCCAACACUGUAUGAUGAGUGACAAAAGGGUCUUGGCUCCUUCGAUUAUUGAAACUAGAGUCCGUAAAUAUCAGACAAUUCCAGGAAGACUUCAUCCUUUGAUGACCCUGAGAGGUUAUGGAGGUUAUAUUUUGUGGGGGACUAGAGUGAUUCCUCAAGAGUCUGGAAUCACUGCUGUUGGAAGAGGAAUUACUAAAAAGAGAAAGGAAAAUCCAGAACUGACUCCAACCCAAGAGGCUGACACCACAGAAACUGACACUCCAGAGACUACCACUGCAUCGUAA